CACUUUCCCACCGUAUCCCGUGCCAUUUCGAUCUUGCUCGAGAAAUUGACGGAAAAUGGCUCCGUAGCUGGAGAUUCAGAUUCCUCUUUCUCCUUUUCAUUAGAUCUGAUCUCUGUUUAUCGUCGGUAUCUAAGGUUUCACUUUUCAUAAGCUUUUGUAUCUUUGUUCGGAAGUAUGGCGCAAGGGAGGUAUUCUAGGAUAGAUAACAGGAGGUCCUCAUCGAGCUAUUGCUCGACAGUGACUGUAGUUGUGUUUGUCGCUCUAUGCUUGGUUGGGAUCUGGAUGAUGACAUCAUCAUCUGUUGGACCCGUUGAAAAUGUUGAUGAGGUUUCUCUGGAGAACAAAGACGGGAUGAAGAAACAGCUGAACCCACCUACAGAUGAUGGAGGCAGCCAGGCGUAUGAAGACAAGAAUGGUGAUUUACCCAAUGAUGACAAGAAAGGAGAUGGUGAUGAUAGCUCGUCUGGAGAUGGUGGCAAACAAGGAGACCAGGAAGAAAAGAUUGAAGAGAAAAAAGAGGAGAAAACCAAAGAAGAAUCUAGUUCAACUGAUGGGUCAACCAGUGAGACCGAAGAUGGAGAUCGUAAAAACAGUGACUCUGAGUCAGAAACUGGAGAUGGUGAAAGCGAAUCAGAUGACAAAAAGGAUUCGAAAGGCGAUUCGGAUGAAAAGGAAAAGAAAUCUGAAUCCGGUGAUAAUGAGGAUGAUGACAGACAAAAGAAAUCGGAAUCUGAUGACAGAGAGAAAAAAUCCAGUGAUGAUGAUUCACAAUCAAAAACAGAGAAAGGUGACGAAGAAAACAAAACAGACAAGGAAGACACAGAAACCAAAUCCGACAAGGACUCUAGUGAAUUUGAUGAUAAGGAUGGUCAUUCAGAGGAAAAGGUAGACCAAGAAAACAAAGAGUCAGAAACAUCUGCCAAGGUGGAGCAGGAAAGUCAACCUAGAAACGACAGCUCAGGUGAUCCUUCCCCUUCUGGCGCACAGUUGGAGCUCUUGAAUGAAACUGUGGCACAGAAUGGAUCAUUUUCAACUCAGGCAACAGAAUCGAAAAAUGAAAAAGAAGCUCAGCACGUUUCCUCUGACUACAGAUGGACACUCUGCAAUACAACUGCCGGUCCGGAUUAUAUUCCUUGCCUGGACAAUUUGCAAGCCAUUAGAAGCCUUAGGUCUACUAAGCACUAUGAGCAUCGUGAGAGGCAUUGCCCCGAAAACCAGCCUACCUGCCUUGUUCCUCUGCCUGAAGGAUACCGGCGGCCAAUUGAGUGGCCUAAAAGUCGCGAAAAGAUCUGGUAUAACAACGUUCCUCAUACCAAACUUGCUGAGGUUAAGGGGCAUCAAAAUUGGGUUAAAGUGACUGGUGAAUAUCUCACUUUCCCUGGUGGAGGAACCCAGUUCAAGCAUGGCGCUCUUCAUUACAUCGAUUUCAUUCAGGAGUCUGUCCCUGAUAUCGCGUGGGGUAAACGCUCUCGUGUUGUUCUGGACGUUGGAUGUGGAGUUGCCAGCUUUGGAGGAUUCCUUUUCGAUAGAGACGUGAUAACAAUGUCUCUCGCUCCUAAAGAUGAACAUGAAGCCCAAGUUCAAUUUGCACUUGAGAGAGGCAUCCCUGCCAUUUCUGCUGUGAUGGGCACCCAAAGGCUACCAUUCCCCGGCAGAGUUUUCGACAUAGUUCAUUGUGCUCGUUGUAGAGUGCCAUGGCACAUAGAAGGUGGUAAAUUACUUCUGGAGCUUAACCGACUGCUGAGACCUGGCGGUUUCUUUGUGUGGUCUGCUACUCCUGUUUAUCAGAAGAAGCCUGAGGACGUCGGAAUUUGGAAAGCUAUGAGUGAACUAACUAAGAAGAUGUGCUGGGAACUCAUAUCCAUUAACAAGGACACUGUCAAUGGAGUAGGUGUGGCUACAUACAGGAAGCCUACUUCAAAUGAAUGCUAUGCAAACAGAGCAGAACAGGAACCUCCUGUUUGCAGUCAGUCCGAUGAUCCAAACGCUGCCUGGAAAGUGCCACUUGAGGCAUGCAUGCACAAGGUGCCAGAAGACAAAGCAGAAAGGGGUUCUCAGUGGCCGGAGCAAUGGCCAGCGAGGGUGGAGAAGCCGCCAUUCUGGCUGUCGAGCUCCCAGACUGGAGUUUACGGAAAAGCAGCUCCAGAGGAUUUCACCUCUGAUUACGAGCACUGGAAACGUGUCGUGACAAAGUCGUACCUUAAAGGGUUGGGAAUCAACUGGGCUAACGUUAGGAAUGUCAUGGACAUGAGAGCUGUCUACGGAGGAUUCGCGGCAGCUCUGAGAGAGUUGAACGUGUGGGUCAUGAACGUGGUUCCAAUAGAUUCUCCAGACACACUCUCCAUAAUAUACGAACGAGGUCUCUUCGGUAUUUACCACGACUGGUGCGAAUCCUUCAGCACUUACCCGAGAUCAUACGACCUCCUCCACGCUGACCAUCUCUUCUCCAAGCUCAAACAGAGAUGCAAUGUGACGGCGGUGGUGGCGGAGGUAGAUAGGAUGCUGAGGCCAGAAGGGAAACUGAUAGUGAGGGACGAUGCGGAGACAAUCCAAGAGCUGGAGUCUAUGGUCAAGUCUAUGAAAUGGGAGGUUCGGAUGACAUUCUCCAAGGACAAGGAAGGCCUUCUCUCCGUUCACAAGUCCACCUGGCGACCCACCCAGGUUGAAACCCUCACCUACGCCAUUGCUUGAACCAUCUUUUAUUAUUAUUAUUAUUAUUAUUACCACUUCAAGUACACGCUCUCUUGUUACCACCUGCCUCGUCGCUUAGGAAAUCGAUGUUUUUUUGUACGGUCUCUCUUGCCUUUCGUUCUCUCCUGAGUUGAGUCAACUGUUUUGUUGUAUUAUGUCGUCCACUUUUUUUGUCUUGUCUAGUUCUAUGGUUGCUUAGAUUAUAUUAUAUAGUGAAAUGUAUCAUUCUUGGAUUUUUUUUUAUUAUUAUUAUUUGGUGAAUAGGUGAGCUCUCUUUUGCCA
Messenger RNA from Tarenaya hassleriana, 2973 nucleotides. RefSeq names its product probable methyltransferase PMT26. Gene Ontology annotation, molecular function: methyltransferase activity. The record is from RefSeq and is a predicted model, not a curated record. Bases 175 to 2691 code for a protein of 838 amino acids. Lineage: Eukaryota; Viridiplantae; Streptophyta; Magnoliopsida; Brassicales; Cleomaceae. The transcript is spliced from 9 exons. Gene Ontology annotation, cellular component: endosome; trans-Golgi network; cytoplasm.